AUGUCAACAACUGGCGGAGGAUAUAGGAGGGUGGCAGUGUUUGGCGCCGGUGGUACAAACAUCGGACACCAUGUCGUCAAAGCGCUCGCAUCUAAACCCGACCUCUUUACCGUUGAAAUCAUUGCCAGAAAGUCGUCCAAGUCGACAUUCCCAACAGGCGUCACAGUGCGCUACGUCGACGAUGAUUUACCCCAUCAGCAAUUGGUAGAAGCAUUGACUGGGCAAGAUGCACUCGUCUCAGCAAUUGGAUAUGGCGCGAUCGAACUCGAGAAACCUCUAAUCGAGGCCGCCAUCGAAGCAAAAGUCAAACGCUUCCUCCCUUCAGAGUACGGACUGAACAACACGAAUCCCAUCGCCAGAAAACUCUGCCCUGUCUUCAACGCCAAGGGUGAGAUCAUCGAGUACUUGAAGACGAAAGAGUCGACCGGCCUAUCGUGGACGGCCGUACCUAAUGGCAUGUGGCUUGACUGGACGCUCGAUCCAGCGAUAGCAUUUGCGGACAUCAAUGUACAAACACACACCGCCAAGCUCUGGGAGAACGGAAAUCACAAGCUUUCUUUCUCCACACUCCCCUGGGCAGCCGAAGGGAUCGCUCAGAUUCUUCUCACACCAGAAGAGACCGCGAACAAGGUCGUGCCAAUCCACGGCUUUGAGGCAAGCCAGAACGACCUCCUCAGUGCGUUGCAAAGGCUGCAGAACGUCACUUACCAGAUAAGUCACUUUGAUCUCAAGACAGGGGUUGAGCAAGCGCAAACUUCGUGGGUUCAGAAUAAAGAUAUUCAGUCCGCGCUGUGGUUGGUCAAAGCUGGGUUCUUCACCGCUGGUAAUGGUAGCAAUUUCGUCAGGGAAGGCACUGUGCAGGUUGGCAAUGAGUUCUUGAACCUGCCACCAUUGGAUUUCAAUGAGAUCGUGGAGAAGGCUGUGAAACAAUGGGCAGAAAGGCUGUAA
Messenger RNA from Exophiala bonariae, 948 nucleotides. RefSeq lists its product as uncharacterized. NCBI's taxonomy places the organism in Eukaryota, Fungi, Ascomycota, Eurotiomycetes, Chaetothyriales, Herpotrichiellaceae. The coding region runs from base 1 to 948 and encodes 315 amino acids. The transcript has 3 exons. The record is from RefSeq and is a predicted model, not a curated record. Gene Ontology annotation, molecular function: oxidoreductase activity.